This is a messenger RNA of Pistacia vera, 432 nucleotides long. RefSeq names its product 60S ribosomal protein L36-2-like. Gene Ontology annotation, biological process: cytoplasmic translation. The record is from RefSeq and is a predicted model, not a curated record. The transcript is spliced from 2 exons. Lineage: Eukaryota; Viridiplantae; Streptophyta; Magnoliopsida; Sapindales; Anacardiaceae. Gene Ontology annotation, cellular component: ribosome; cytosolic large ribosomal subunit. Bases 7 to 243 code for a protein of 78 amino acids. Gene Ontology annotation, molecular function: structural constituent of ribosome.
GUUUUCAUGCAGAAAACUAGCAAGAGGGUCCACUUUGUGAGGACUGUAAUCAGAGAAGUUGCUGGUUUUGCACCAUACGAGAAGAGGAUCACUGAGCUUCUGAAAGUCGGAAAGGACAAGCGAGCAUUGAAGGUUGCCAAAAGAAAGUUGGGCACCCACAAGAGGGCAAAGAAGAAGCGUGAGGAGAUGUCUAGUGUUCUCCGCAAGAUGAGGGCCACUGGAGGUGGAGAAAAGAAGAAGUGAGCUGUGGACUUUUGACUUCAUUAUAGUUAGAAGAGUUUGUUUAGCGUAUGUUGUUUUUUCAUUACUGAAGGAACUUAGUUUGAUUUGAAUUAAAAAUGAGAUAUUGGAAGCAAUGCCUUUAAAACAUUUAUUCUGCUGUUGGCAUUUUCUGUUUGUUCAGAGAAAUAUUUAGUUACCUGUUUUCAAUUC